Messenger RNA from Schistosoma curassoni, 4203 nucleotides. The record is from the annotation of a GenBank genome assembly. Lineage: Eukaryota; Metazoa; Platyhelminthes; Trematoda; Strigeidida; Schistosomatidae.
CUGAUCUCGUUUGCCAGUGGCGGUUGUUAACUUUUGAAGCAUGUCUGAUAGAGGUUUCUACGGUCCUUCACGCGGACGUGGGUCAUCCGCUGGUCGAGGGGCUCCUCGUGGUCCUCAAAGACCUUCAUAUAGCAUCUAUGACGGUGUCCACCACCAAUUUUACGAUGGGCCACCUCCGAGCGCCCAAGGGACCAGGGGUCGUAAUGGUCCACCCUCAGGAGGAUACCCCUCAUCUAAUUCUUCGAGAUUCCACGCUCCGCCCGAACAGAGUGCUGCAUAUUCCUCCUCCGAAACUUUUCCAGAGGCAGCUCGUCAGAAAAAAAGUCACCCAAUAAAAGGGCAAAUGUGUGAUCUUUCCGAAGACAUAUCUAAGCUAAGUAUUGAUAAGGUAGUGCGAAUACCGAACAGACCAGACCGCGGGGGUACGGUCGGUAGAAAAGUCACGGUUACGUCUAAUUGCUGGGAUCUAGCGUUUCUACCAAAGACGGUCUACUUGUAUUUCCUUGAGGCCAGCACUGUUUAUCGGGUUGGUGUAGAUGAGGGGUCUAAAACUGAAAUACGCAUGCCCCCGAAAGAAAAGCGAGCAUUAAUACAACAAGUGGUGGAUUCCUUUCCUGAAUCUAUAAUCUACGAUGGUGGUAAUUCAGUGUAUUCGGAAUCGCCCUUACCCGGGAUAACUACCGACCCUGUGGAGAAAGAAAUAGACAUCAAAGAUCCACUUGGUCGAGAUCGUUUGCUGUUGAGUUAUCGAAUUAUGGAGGUACAGAAAGUGUCGACUGCGGACAUAAACCAUUUUAUAUCAAGUCCAAAAGCUACAUCUUUAAACAUGCCACAAGAGUCCAUCAGGUUGUUGGACUGUAUAUUAAAAACAGUCUCAAAGCAGUCGUUUGUUUCCCUUGGAAGAUCUGCUUUGUUUUAUGAGAAGCCAGUGAGAGUCAUUGCAGAUAAGCUGUUCACCAUACACAAAGGUUUUAUCACUAGCGUUAGACCUCAAUGGAAGGUCCGUGUCAAUUUGGACAUGACGUGCAAGGCUUUUUUCACAGCUGGUAACCUAGCAGAUGUUAUGUACGAAAAGUAUGGAGACAAUAUGGCCAGAUGUAGCUCACAAAUGGCUAACGAUUUAAGAAGAAUACGUGUUGAGACUGAUAAGUUUUACAAAAGUGACAAUGGACAUGUGUAUUCUAGACGUUUCACCGUGCAUGGAAUAUCUUCUGUGCCAGCCGACAAGCUUAUGAUCGAGGAGAGAAAGCAGUCUGUUGCUGCGUACUUUGAUGAACAUCACCAUAUUAAGUUAAAAUAUCCUGAUCUUCCGUGCAUAAAGGUUGAUCAAAAACGAGAGGUUUAUAUGCCGAUGGAAUUACUAAAUAUUCUUCCUUUUCAAGCACCUAACGCGAGCAAGGCUGAUGUGGCUAGUGAGGUUAUCCGUUGUGCAGCAGUACGUCCUCAAGAACGUUUUCAGGAGCUACAAACGUUUUCAAACAGCAUGUUGAAGUCACAUCCUUUGAUAAAGCAAUUCGGCUUAACGUUGCAAUCAAGACCUGUGGAUGUAAGUGCCAGGGUUUUACAGCCGCCGAGUGCAGCCUUCGAUCGUUCUCGUGUUAUUCCACUCAAACCAGGAAGCUGGACAUCACCUGGCUUCUAUGAUCCUGCUGGCCAUGGAGUUGAACUACUAUGGGCGAUACUUUGCGUCCCACCUGAUAGGCGAUCACAAGGUCAUGUGCAGAAAGUUAUUCAUGAAUUGCCUCGAGCAGCUGAACGAGUUGGAAUACGCCUUAGCUCCCGACCACACCUAUCGCAGUGUCCAAUGGGUGAACUCAACAGAAAAUUUGAUGAGUUUUCUCGACAAGGAUGUGCAUUUUUACUACUUAUUCUCUACGAUGAACAUGCGUAUCCCGCCAUUAAACGACUUAGUGAUCUCCAGAUAGGCAUUCGCACACAAUGUGUACGAAGCCGCACUCUCGAUAAACCAAACGUCUUCCCAAACCUUUUACUAAAAAUCAAUGGAAAGCUUGGUGGGAUCAACUGGCAGAUUCCAGAUCUUAUCAAAAAUGGCGAUGAACUCAUAAUGGUCUUUGGAGCAGAUGUUACUCAUCCAGCUCAAACUCAGCAAGUCCGCAAAUCGGUUGCAGCAGUUAUAGGUAGUGUUUCGCCUGAUCUUAUGAGAUACGGAGUUGUCAUUCGUCAGCAAGCAACAACUGAAAAAGGAAAUAAGGCAGCAAGAGAGAUCAUUGAUGAUAUGCGCCUGAUCGUCAGGGAACUUCUACAGCUUUAUUUGCGAAAUACAAAUGGUCGGUUCCCUACCCGUAUGAUAUUCUACCGCGAUGGAGUUUCGGAAGGACAAUUCGAAAAUGUUCUUGUUGAAGAGCUUGCAGCCAUCCAGAGGGCAUGCUCGGAUGUGCGUCCUGGGGAAGAACCGGCUAUAACUUAUAUCGUUGUCCAAAAACGCCAUCAUAUUCGUUUCAAGCCCUCUGAUCCUAGAGCGCGGAACGUGGAACCUGGGACGGUCGUUGACACGGAAAUAACUCAUCCAAGAGAAUUCGACUUUUAUCUGUGCUCUCAAGACGGAAUUCAGGGAACGUCCAAACCUGCCCAUUACCACGUGUUAUAUGAUGACAGUAACUGGACAUCAGAUGCUCUACAAAUGUUCACUUAUCAUCUAUGCUACGCUUAUAUGAGAUGUACUCGUAGUGUAUCUUAUCCAGCACCAACUUAUUAUUCUCAUUUGGCUGCUUUUCGUGCUCGAGAUUGGUUAUCGGGAUUAGACCAACCUGCUAUUUUAUUGGAUAGUGGUCGCUUCAGAGUUCAUACUUCACAGAUUGUCUGCCUGGAUCAAUGAGUGUAUGAAAUAUACGUAUUCAAAAUGCAUUCUCGUAUUUGACCUAUUUUAUUCCGUUAUUCUCUAACGCUACUUAAGUCGAUAAAGACAUACGACGGUUGGCGGCACGUAUAUUUCGAUAACAAUCAGCAUACGAUUUAACUGGAGUCAAAUAUAGAACCACUAAAAAGUAAAGAUCAGAAGCCCAUUUUCAUCCAUUAUAGCAAAGUUCUAUGUUUAGUCUUCUGGCAAAUGAAUCAAACACCGUUUUCAGCUAUAUUUUCCAAUAAAUAGUUACUCAAUGGAACAUCACGUAUUCCAUAUGAAUAUGGUUUACUCUAGGCCUUUGAAAUCACCUUGUUCAUCUUAGUUGUUCUGACUUAUUUACAAGGAAAAAAGGCUUUCCUAUUAUCCUUUGUAUCCUAAUUAACUCACAGUACAAGAAUUUGAAGAUUUCUGACUUCCAAUAGCCAUUUGUCUUGGGUCAGACUGAACACAUUUGGAAACACACAAGUAUCAGUCCCGUCAAUUCUAUCUAGGAUAUUCUUCAAACAGGGACUUGUGGUAUGCGGAACUUUCUAGUUUGAAGCUCACUAGCUUCAUUUAAAUAACUGCGCAUGUCUUCACCUAACUUGGUAAAAGUCAUUCUAAAUACAAAUAUUUAUAAUGAAACCCUUAGCUACAAAGGAAUGGCGCAUGGUAUUCAAGUCAUGAUUUACCGAAUGCUAGGUCAAUGUGAUUGAUGGAUAGUUUCGUUCUAUUGUCUGGUUAAAUCACUAAUACAUGCUCCCAUGACCGAACAUACAGAUCAACAGAGGAGGAAGAUUAUAUGAGACAAUUUAUCGCAGGAUAUUGGGUAUUCGAACGAAAAACAAAUGAAUGGUCUUGCUAAGGACUACUUAAUCUGUAAUUUUUUAAAUUCUACAGGAUUAUUAGGUCUUUUUGUGUAACUUAAAUGUUCCUUGGCUUUAAUCGAGAUCUUACGGGAACUCUCCAAUAUAGCAAUAGCAGUACAUGCUAUAUUCAAUAAUCACCAAAUUGAUACUUAAAAUGCCAAAAUAGUUCAGAAAGGCUUUUCCGAGCAAGCCUAGUAGCCGAAGCUAAAUCCCUCUGCCCUCAGCAGGAAAGAAGGCCUGAAUAUUCAUCCAAUUCGGGCUGGUUAACCAGACAACCACAUCUGGCCUUAUUUUUUUCACACAAUUUACACAUACACACACACACAUAGUUUCAACCCCACUAGUUGACUUUGCAAAUGCAUACAUUUUUCAUACCCAGACUCUGAUACACAAAUUGUUACAGUGACAGGUCAUAUAAAUUCACCUUGACAUUUACAUAUUCAGACCUAUUAUGAUUUUGAUUGUACCAAAAAUAUUUUGCAUUGUUUUCCC